Molecule: messenger RNA, 1014 nt
Organism: Prunus armeniaca (apricot)
Lineage: Eukaryota; Viridiplantae; Streptophyta; Magnoliopsida; Rosales; Rosaceae
Source: the annotation of a GenBank genome assembly
AUGGUCAGAUUGAAGUUCCCCAUCACCCAUUUUAGUCUAUGUUCUCAAUCAAAUCCUGCUUCCAAAACCCUCUCCCUAACAUUGCUUAUGUUCUUUAAAUUUGAUUUUACAUCGUCUUUCACAGAGGUAGAUAAUUGGAAAUCAUAUUUUUCCCAAAUCUGUUACGGAUGCGGUGGUGGGCGUGGCCCCGACGGCGCUUCUUCAGGUGGUGGUGGUAGGGUUCGUCUAGGCUCAUGGGUUGUUUUAGGGUUAUGUUGGGUUUGUGGGCUUUGUUUAGGCUUAUGGUUAAUUGUGGUGAUGUGGGCUAGUAGUUUUAGUGCGGUUUUUGUUCGCGUUAGUUGUGUUUUUAGCAUGUUAGUUUGUUGCUAUCUUGGGAUUGACGGAAACCGCCACCCAGCCGCCACUUCCGGCCACCUCAGCCCUCGAGCCCGGUCCCGUUCGACUCGUCGUGAAGCUCCGAACCUGAACCACCCAAAAUCCCGAUCGGAAACCUUGAAAUCCGGCAACGAUAGCGACUGGUUCAAAUUGGACUUCUCACGUGGUUGCGCCGCCGUCUCCGCUGCCAUUUCUUGUGAAACUGGUACUUCGGUUGAUCAUACACAGCAGGCAGGACCCUCUCGGGGCCGGGCAGCUUGGGAUUACCUUAUGGCUAUAUUUGAGUAUUAUGGAUAUGUUUAUAUGGAUUUUGGGAUAUCUGCCUAUAUUGCCUAUGUGAGUACCAUUCCCUGGUUACUAGGCUUCCCACACACGUCGUUGGCAGUGCCGGUGGGGUGGGAAGGCCAUGAGAUUAUGGGUCUCACACGUGUUGUUGGCAGUGCCGGGUGGCGGUGGGGUGAUGAUACCGUCUGCGCGUGUAGGACUUGUUAUGAGAUAUGUGAGCUACACGUGUCGUUAGUAGUGCCGGCGUGUGAGCUAUGGAGUUCCGUACCCCGGUUGGACUACUCAUCCCUGGUCGCGGUAGUUGCUCUUGGAAGCGUUCAAGCAGAGUACGAGCUCAAAUCGUUCCAUCUGUAG